AUGGAUUCCUUCUUCGGCCUGUUCGAUCCGUCUGACGGUCAAAAUAAGCCGACAAAGAAGAGGUACAAAAAUGAACAAGAGAAAAUUCCAGGGCGCAGGCGCGGGCGCCGCGGGCACAACAAGAAUGAGACGCUGCCGGAAGAAUCGUCCUUCCUCUGCGAACCACAACUGAGCAAUGAAAUCCUGGUUAAGGAUUGUAGUUAUAUAGAAAACUACUUUGAAGCAAAUAAAGAGGAGGACUUAAAAGACGCAGAAAAGAAACCGCGCAGGCGCAACUCCGGAAGAAAAGGUAGAAGAAGAAAAGUGAAAAUCUCUCCAGCCAAAGAUCUCCUACCUGGCAGCUCCUGGGACAGAGAUGACGCUACUUGCAUAGAUCUGGAAGAGCCAGGGCACCUGAACAACAAGCAGCCGGGGCUCGUCAAAGCCGACGAGAGCAUCGGCAAGAACGUGAACAACCUGAACAACUUCGAAAGAGUGUACAAUGUCAUUGACAAGCUGGAGAAGGUCGGGAUCAAGGACAAUAUGUAUCUGACGGGUGACUUCGACGACGACAAGUGGGAGAGCGACUUCUUCUACAGCGAUGACGACAUGGAGGAUUUUAGAGAUGAUAGCACCUCGGACGCAGACGACACGGGCGACGAAUGCUACGGCUCUCUGCCCCCCGAGCCUCGCUUCGGGAACGUCGAGUAUAAGCUGCAGCUGGUCUCGCCCUGCGAGAGAAGGUUCCAGCAUUUGGUCACGCAGUUAAAAUGGCGCCUCCGGUCCGGCGGGGGCACCGCGGUCUACGUGAUAGGAGUGCGAGACUGCGGAGCCCUAAGAGGUCUUAGGGCGAACGGGCUUAGGGCGUCCUUACGCGCGCUGAGGAGGAUGGCGAAUGCGAUCGGCGCCGUCUUAGUAUCGGUGCGAGCGAGACGGGUAGCGUCGAAUAGGGCCGUCGCUGAGGUCUAUAUACGGAAGAUGGCUGACACGCAACAAAGCGUAGAGUUGAGGAUAGCCGUGAUGGGGGCGAACGAGGCCGGCAAAUCUACGCUCAUUGGUGUUUUGACUCAAGGUGAACUGGACAACGGCAGAGGCAGUGCUCGUCUGAAUAUGUUCAGACAUUUGCACGAGGUGAAAAGUGGUCGGACUUCCUCCCUCAGCCACGAGAUACUCGGGUUCGAUGCCCAGGGUAACGUAGUGAACUACGGCUGUUCGGAGUUGAUGACGGCGGAGCGUAUCGGCGAAAGGAGCGCCAAGCUGGUCUCCUUCCUGGACCUGGCAGGGCACAGCAAGUAUCAGAGGACAACAGUCCACGGCCUGACGGGGUACUGUCCGCACUACGCGAUGGUCGUGAUAUCCGCCACCGCGGGCAUAACCAGCAUAACGGAGGAGCACAUUGGGCUACUCCUGGCCCUGGAUAUGCCGUUCUUCGCCGUUAUCAGCAAGUGUGAGUUGGCCAGCGCGGCUGUGCCGACGCUCGUCCGUCAGCUCCAAGCGCUGGUGGCUAGCGCUAACAAGAAAACCCUCCUAAUAACGGACGAGAAUUUGGCGCGAAACUGCGUCGUACCACAGAAAUCUAUUCUCGAUGCCAUAGACGAGACGGACCAGAGACAAGAUGAGGAAGAAGUAGAACAGAUCCCAGUAUUCCCAGUGAGCUGCGUACGCGGCGUAGGCCUCAACGCCCUCCAUGCUUAUUUGCUGGCCCUGCGCCCGCCGCCAGGGCCGUCCCAACCCAGCGCGGUGGAUGCUGAGAGCUGUGAGUUUCAAAUCGACGAAAUCUUUCACGUGGGGGAUUCGACGGGCCCAGUGGUGGGGGGGCUAGUCACUAGGGGACAAGUUUUCGAGGGAAACAACUUGAUUAUCGGCCCACUAGACACCGGUGAGUUCGUCGAGAUAUCAGUGAAAACAAUAUACAGGAACCGGGUGCCGUGCGGCUCGGCGCGCGCGGGGCAAUCGGCGUCCCUCGGGUUGAGCCAUCAGCCACCGAACCUGCGACCCGGUAUGGUACUACUCACUAAGCCGGGGCAGUAUCGCGCCGGCCCACGCCCAGUGUGGGGAUGCGCCGAUGGAUGUUCGACGCGUAUGAUGGCGCACUGCAUCCCGAAAACUCAAAACAACGAGCGAAAUCGUAAGAACGUCCGCAGAAAAAACAAUUUUGACGCGGAAAUUGCUAACGCGCAGAAAAUCCUCGCCAAGAACAUACAAUUCGACAAGAACAUCAACACGACUGACGCUGACGUAGACGACAAUGUCAAGUUGAGAAGCGUCAACGGGUUUAGUGACGAAUUGACAGAUGACAGAGUGUCACUGAAAAAUGACAAGGGCGUGGACAAAACUCAAGUCUAUGAAAGUAUGAAAGAUAAAUCAUCGCUUAUCUACGGUAAUGUAUUAGAUACAAUAUCAGCGAAUGACAUUACAUCGGUUGACAAGACCGAACUCAAUGACAAAUUGGACGACGUCAAUGGGUGUGAGUGCGCAGAUCGCGUGUGGCUAGAAGACCCGAACGACCCGAGAGGCUGUAUUUAUUUCCAGGCCAACGUGCACGUGAUUCGCCACUCGACAGCCAUCUAUCCCGGGUUCCAGUGCUCCGUGCACGUCGGGAAUGUUCGACAGACGGCCACUAUUGAGGGAAUCCUUGCGCCAAACAGCGUGGUUCGAGCCGGUGAGAGCGCCCCCGUAGUGUUCCGUUUCGCCCGAUGCCCGGAGUAUCUCGUCCCUGGGCGCCGUUUACUGUUCACCGCUGGGCUCGGGACCAGGGCCACAGGGAGAAUUACGCAGACCUUCCCGUACAUACCUUGA
Molecule: messenger RNA, 2778 nt
Organism: Leptosia nina
Lineage: Eukaryota; Metazoa; Arthropoda; Insecta; Lepidoptera; Pieridae
Source: the annotation of a GenBank genome assembly